Molecule: messenger RNA, 2161 nt
Organism: Musa acuminata AAA Group (dessert banana)
Lineage: Eukaryota; Viridiplantae; Streptophyta; Magnoliopsida; Zingiberales; Musaceae
Exons: 13
Coding region: 64-750 (228 amino acids)
Source: RefSeq, a predicted model, not a curated record
UGAUAAGGAGGCUUGGAUUCCUCGUUCUCGUGCUUCUUCUUCUUCUAGGGCUCGCGGAGGGAGAUGGAGCAGACGCCGCUGUUCCUUCGCAAUAGCUACUGGGUCUUGAGACACGGGAAGAGCGUCCCCAACGAGAAGGGCCUCAUCGUCUCGUCCUUGGAGAAUGGCACACUUGAAAAGUUUGGAUUAGCUUCUGAAGGUUUCAACCAAGCACGAUUGGCUGGAGAGUUGCUGUUGAAGGAAAUCGACGAGAAGAAGAUUCUUCUAGAAAAUGUUCGAAUAUGCUAUUCUCCAUUCUCGAGAACUACUGAUACUGCUAAAGUGGUUGCUGAUGUUUUAGGCAUCUCAUUUGACAGUUGUCAGUGUAAGGCAAUGCUUGAGCUUCGUGAGCGUUACUUUGGACCAUCAUUUGAGCUCUUAUCUCAUGAUAAAUAUGCAGAGAUAUGGUCAUUAGAUGAGAAGGAUCCUUUCUUGCCACCUGAAGGUGGAGAAAGUGUUGCAGAUGUUGUCUCUCGACUUGCAGUUGCUCUGGCAGCAAUAGAGGCGGAGUUUCAGGGAUGCACAGUCCUUGUUGUCAGUCAUGGUGAUCCACUUCAAAUCCUGCAAACUAUACUUCGUGCAACCAAGGAACUUGCAUCAUCCAAUGGGAUUGAUAUUUUAUCGAGAACUAAGGAAAUUAUGGUGCAUUCUAUAUUAUCCCAACACCGAAAGUUUGCCCUGCAAACUGGAGAGCUACGCCCAAUCAUUUGACUUCCUAUUAUUGUCAGAUAUGGAGAAGUAUGCUGUAUGCUCAUCAUCAAGGACUAUGAAGUGUUAACAACUGGAGCAUUUUUUGUCCAAGUCUUAACAACACGCAAAUUGAUGCCUUAUACUUUGUUCUAUUUCUGUGAUUCAAUGCCUUUCAAAUUGACUUGAAUUAAGGGCCAUGUCUUGGUCAGAUUGAUUCCUGCACUGUCUGUUGGGAAGAGCUUUCAAUUGGAGGGAGGUGUCUUUGGUUUCCAGUGGUGGUUCAAGCUAUUGUAAUCCUUGGUGCACCUGGUAGAGUGUUGUGUCUCUCUGAAAGGAGGUGGCAACCUUUAGCCAUAUUUAGGUUCCCACUUUCACAAAGGAAGCAUCCAAUCCAUUAGUAUCCUCGGGUACCACGAGAGCUGUAGAACUGGCAUUGAAUCAAGGACAUUGGCAACUACCAAGGACAUGACUGAGGCUUCAUGAAUAAGAGUUUCUGAUGAUUAAUAAGGACAUCUGAAUCUGUAAUUGGCAUGGAAUCUGAGCUACCCUGCUGCAUCUGAGCUUCCCACCUUCACAUAGGACAUAUCCAUUAGGGUUCUUGGGUACCAUGAAAGCAGAAGUGACAGAUAUUGGCAAGUAUCAAGAACAUGACUAAGGCUUCAUGAAUAAAAGUUUCUGAUAAUUGAUUGCCAAGCAUUUGAGUCUGUAAUUGGAGCUACCUUGCCGAAGUUUUGCAUCUUAACACAUGGAUUUUACCUGGAAAGGAAGCUCUCCAAUUGCCUAGGGUACUGUAGAAUAACUGUGUUCCAUGAAGCUUCUCCCAAUCAGAGACAUCCCAGAGGGACAGUUGGUCCUUGGCUUUUAUCUAAAGCUAGCCGAGGUAGAUGAACAAACUUGCUGCAAAUUUAAUUUUCCCAGUGGCUUCUUCAACAUCAAACGGAACUUUUUGCUGCAUCCCCCAAUCCUGCACAUCUCUGCAAACACAUAAUGGUGGUGCUUGGACAAAUCUAGCUUCACCCUGCAGUGCUGCCACUGAUGCUUCCAAUGAACUUGUGCAACUGGCAUCCUUGAUUCUCAGGUUCCCCCGGUCAUGCUUUUCUCAUGUUCUGAGAGCAUUGUGUUCAUCUUUUCUCCAGGUUCUCCAAACAACAGGUUAUCAGCUGUGUAAACCAAUUCAGGUCAUGUCUUCCCUGAUGGUGUACGGUUCCAUCCAUAAUCAAAGGCAAGGUAAGCAAAUUGUGCUGAAGCUUUUUCUUUCUCAAAUCAUGAUAUUUUGCAAUUAGGACUCUUCAAAUGAACUGAUUGACAAAGGAUUCUUCAAAUCUUACGGUAAACUACUUUGCUGCCCUUUAAAAUAGAAAUGUUAGCAGUGAUCUCAAUAGCUUUCACGCACUGUAUCUGUUUGAAAUUGAUAAAGACAGCAGAAAUAUCA